This is a messenger RNA of Capronia epimyces CBS 606.96, 1017 nucleotides long. Its product is annotated as adenosine kinase. The transcript is spliced from 3 exons. The record is from RefSeq and is a predicted model, not a curated record. Gene Ontology annotation, biological process: purine ribonucleoside salvage. The coding region runs from base 1 to 1017 and encodes 338 amino acids. Gene Ontology annotation, cellular component: cytosol; nucleus. Lineage: Eukaryota; Fungi; Ascomycota; Eurotiomycetes; Chaetothyriales; Herpotrichiellaceae. Gene Ontology annotation, molecular function: adenosine kinase activity.
AUGUCGGACAAGCAUUGGAAACUUCUCUGCUUAGAGAACCCCCUGCUCGACAUCCAGGGUAAAGGCGACGAGGCUAUGCUGGAGCAAUAUGGCCUGAAACUCGACGACACUCUCCUCGCCGAACCCCAUCAAAUGGGUCUCUACGAUGACCUGAUCAAGAACCGCAAUGCGAAACUCAUUCCGGGCGGGGCGGCCCAGAACACUGCAAGAGGUGCUCAGUAUAUGCUCCCUCCGGAGUCAGUGUGGUACAUUGGUUGUGUUGGAGACGAUGAGUACGCGAGCAUCCUCCGAGAGAAAUGCGCCGAGCAAGGCUUGCACGUCGAGUACCGUGUCGACCCGAAAGUCCCGACAGGAAAAUGCGGUGUUGUCAUCACAGGCCAUCACCGCACAAUGUGCACACACCUGGCAGCGGCCAACGAGUAUAAAUUAGACCACUUGCUCGACACGCGUAUCUGGUCUAUGGUCGAAAAGACUGACGUCUUCUAUGUGGGCGGUUACCAUUUGACUGUCUGUCCUCCGGCUGCGAUGGCUCUCGCCAAACAUGCGGCCGAGACCAACAAGAUCUUUAUGCUCUCCCUGUCCGCAGGCUUCAUCCCACAGUUCUUCAAGGAGCCUUUGGCUGAGAUCCUGCCGUACUGUGACUAUGUCUUCGGAAACGAGAACGAGGCAAAGACUUGGGCCGAAACCCAAGGCCAUAGCAACAUUUCCAUGCAAGAAUGCGCAAAACUAAUGGCCAAGCUGCCCAAAGUCAACACCAAGAGACCGAGAGUUGUCAUUGUUACACAAGGCACGGAUCCCACCAUCGUGGCCGUAGCGGAGCAAGGCAAAGAGGUCGAGGUCAAGGAAUACCCCGUACCUGUGAUCGACAAGGAGCUCAUCAACGACACAAAUGGAGCUGGUGACGCGUUCGCCGGCGGCUUUUCUGCAGGCAUCGUUGAAGGCGAGCCACUCGAGGCCUGCAUCAAGAAAGGCCAGUGGUUGGCGAGACUCGGUUUGCAAGAAUUGGGCCCCUCGUAA